Messenger RNA from Arachis stenosperma, 1333 nucleotides. Its product is annotated as GTP-binding protein At2g22870. NCBI's taxonomy places the organism in Eukaryota, Viridiplantae, Streptophyta, Magnoliopsida, Fabales, Fabaceae. Bases 61 to 912 code for a protein of 283 amino acids. The transcript has 4 exons. Gene Ontology annotation, molecular function: GTP binding. The record is from RefSeq and is a predicted model, not a curated record.
AAAGGGCUGGAAGCACCCUUAAUUAAAUCGUUGGAGCAAGGAAAACGAAGAAAGAUAACAAUGGCGCUAAGAACUCGAUUCUUCACUCUCACUCCCCAAAUCCCAUUUCCUUCAUCAACAUCAUCAUCUUUCUCACUCCUCUCUUUGCGGCGCCCUCUUCCCCGUUUAGCAACCUUCUCCUCCUCUGCAGCCGCCAUCCAAACGGUGCUAUUCGUCCCGCCGGGAGUGGAGCCCCAAGAAGUCGACGAUUCAAUGGUUCUUCCAGGAUCCAACAUCGUAAUCGGACCCUACGCAGGCGAUUCCCGCAUUAAGGGUGUGGAGUUCGUGAAGAGCAGCGGCAAGGCCAGGGACUGCCCCAAAGAUGACCGACCCGAAUUCGCCAUAUUAGGUCGCUCCAAUGUCGGCAAGUCUUCUCUUAUCAAUUCCCUUGUUCGCAAGAAAGAGAUUGCCCUCACCUCCAAGAAACCAGGGAAGACGCAGCUUAUCAAUCACUUCUUGGUCAACAAAAGCUGGUACCUUGUGGAUUUGCCUGGUUAUGGCUUUGCUAAAGCGCCUGAAGCUGCUAAAAUGGACUGGUCCUCGUUCACCAAAGGGUACUUUUUGAAUAGAGAUACUCUAGUGGCUGUCUUGCUUCUCAUUGAUGCAAGUGUUCCACCUCAAAAGAUCGACUUGGAUUGUGCAAAUUGGCUUGGACGCAAUAAUAUACCAAUCACUUUUGUUUUCACCAAAUGUGACAAAAUAAAGGUGGCAAAGGGGAAAAGGCCUGAUGAGAACAUUAGGGAUUUUCAAGAAAUAAUCAGGCAAAACUACAAGAUACAUCCCCCUUGGAUCAUGACCAGCAGUGUAACUGGAAUGGGCAGAGAUGACCUUCUCUUGCAUAUGUCACAGUUGAGAAACUAUUGGGAUCAAUAGAAGAAAUUCUCAAAUCCAAGCACAUGCGAUGCUCUACAAGAACAUGUAGGAGCCAGUUGAAAUUACAGGAGAAGUGCAACUUUAUAGAUGAAUAACAUGGAAAAGCUACGGGUUUCAAUUAUAUUGCACAUGGUAUUUCAGCUGGAUCUUUCUUCAGAAUGUUUGUUCUCCUUGAACAGCUGCCUCAUGUAGACCAUAUAUUACAUGGGAUCCAGCUUGACUUGUUACCUGGUACUGGAUCAUUAUACAUUGAUUCGUUAAUAGUCCUUCACUCCUGCUAGAUAUUUAAAGGGCUAGAAAAUUGCAGGGAAAUGCUAUUUGUUUCGCUAUCCUCUGCAAUUUUUGCAAUAGCUAAACAAAGUAGAUGGUUUGAUGUAUCUUUUGAAGCACAGAUAAACAAAGCUGUUGGGUAGUUACUCUA